CUCCUCAGAAGUACUGAGGAACUUCUCAGGGAGCUCUUCUUCUUCUUCUUCUUCUUCUUCCUCUUCAGCCCCGAUGGAUCUGUCCGACCUUUCCUUCCCUCUCUCCUCGGCCGAUGACUUCUACGACGACCCCUGCUUCAGCACCACCAACAUGAACUUUUUUGACGACCUGGACUCCCGGCUGCUGCACGCCGGCCUGCUGAAACCAGAGGACAAUCUUCAUCAUCACCACCACCACCACGUCCCCGUCGCAGAGGAGGAGGAGGACGAGGAGGAGGAGGACGAGCACGUGAGGGCCCCGGGGGGCCUCCACCAGACGGGGCGCUGCCUGCUUUGGGCGUGCAAGGCCUGCAAGAGGAAGACGUCUCGCGAGGACCGGAGGAAAGCGGCCACGACGCGGGAGAGGCGGCGGCUCGGGAAGGUCAACGACGCCUUCGAGACCCUGAAGCGCUGCACGGCGGCCAAUCCCAACCAGCGGCUGCCCAAAGUGGAGAUCCUACGCAACGCCAUCAGCUACAUCGAGUCCCUGCAGACGCUGCUGAGGGGCGGCCGGGGCGACGGCUUCUACCCGCAGCUGGAGCACUACAGCGGGGACUCGGACGCCUGCAGCCCCCGAUCCAACUGCUCCGACGGCCCGGUGAGUCCCACCGACAGCUGA
Anarrhichthys ocellatus (wolf-eel) is the source of this 658-nucleotide messenger RNA. RefSeq names its product myoblast determination protein 1 homolog 2-like. Lineage: Eukaryota; Metazoa; Chordata; Actinopteri; Perciformes; Anarhichadidae. The coding region runs from base 74 to 658 and encodes 194 amino acids. The transcript has a single exon. Gene Ontology annotation, biological process: muscle organ development; regulation of transcription by RNA polymerase II; skeletal muscle cell differentiation. Gene Ontology annotation, molecular function: protein dimerization activity; DNA-binding transcription factor activity, RNA polymerase II-specific; RNA polymerase II cis-regulatory region sequence-specific DNA binding. The record is from RefSeq and is a predicted model, not a curated record.